CAGUAUACUCGCGGCGCGGCUUAGUUUCACUUGGUUAACGAGAGUUCGCGCGUCGAGCUGGACUUUUACGUAGUUUCUUUUUUCGCACUCUCUCUUUCUCUCACUUUUUCGUUUCCCUGGCCGCUCGUUUUGCUUUCCACGUGCACUACGCAACUACAGAGAUGAGAGCCGUCCUACUGCUAUUCUGCGGACUUUUACUCGCCGCCUACCAAGGCCCGACUGCGUUGGCACAGCAUCAGAAUUGGUUUGGCGAUCUGUUUGGCAAUAUCAAUCGCUGGACCGAGGGCAUACAGAGCAACGUGCACCGCAUGACACAGCAAAUACAGCACAACGUCAACGAGCAGGUGUCAAGAGCCAAUCAGCAGGUCGCCGAAGCACUGAAGAACGUCGAUAAACUAAAUGGCACGUACGUAAGCGCCGGCGAUAGCUCGGUGAUCGUGACCAACAGCGGUGGCAGCUCGCGCAAGGUCCAGUCGGGCACCGACGUCAACGGCAAUCCGUACUACGUCGAGAGCGAGAAUCUGGUGGUGGGCGGCAUCCUCUACCACACCGACCGCGUCUACAACUACACCACGAAGAAACUCGAGGAGCAUCGCUACACUCUCAAUUUGAGCGACCCCAAUGCCAAACCCGUCUACUCCGACGUCACCGCAAACCCCCUGCUUUAAAACUUGCCACCGUUGCGCUUUGGGACGAACACACCAGCUUGACAUUGUUGUCCCGAGUAAGCUUAACUUCGAAGGGUUGUCGUUCUCUCGAUAUUUCAAGAAUGUCAAUCAGGGCUAACACAUUGCUGUAUUGAGGCUAAUAAAGUCACCGCCAAGUUUAUAUUGAGUAAUAGGCCUACACUUUCACAUAUGUAUUAUAAUGUUCAUGUGUAGAUAUCUAAUAUUGGGUACUGUUAUCAAUAAGUAAAUGUGAUAUCUAG
Molecule: messenger RNA, 928 nt
Organism: Phymastichus coffea
Lineage: Eukaryota; Metazoa; Arthropoda; Insecta; Hymenoptera; Eulophidae
Exons: 3
Coding region: 162-668 (168 amino acids)
Source: RefSeq, a predicted model, not a curated record